This is a messenger RNA of Cynara cardunculus var. scolymus (artichoke), 1330 nucleotides long. RefSeq names its product biotin carboxyl carrier protein of acetyl-CoA carboxylase-like. Bases 182 to 1030 code for a protein of 282 amino acids. The transcript is spliced from 9 exons. NCBI's taxonomy places the organism in Eukaryota, Viridiplantae, Streptophyta, Magnoliopsida, Asterales, Asteraceae. The record is from RefSeq and is a predicted model, not a curated record.
AAAGAAGGACAAGUGAAGUGGGUGAAGAAACUGAUGAGACGGGGCGGACAUUUCAAGGAACAUUGCCUUCCCUAAAUAUUACCAUUACCAUUACUAUUCUCUUAUAAAUCCUAAUCCAUCUCCUACCGAGCUUCAUUUCUACUCCAAAUUCCUCAAAAACCCCAUUUCCAAUUCUUCCCUCAUGGAGUCUGCAGCUGUCUUGCGCUCCUUUCACUAUUCUGCGAGCACGGUUUCACCUUUGCGUUCUUCAUUUGAGAAACCUGGUGUGGUUUCUAUGCAUAAUGCAGCAUGGCGCAUAUCAACCAGAUCUCCCAUCCAAGGUUCAGCAUUUGGUUGGGAUCUUGUAUCUUCUCAGAAAAAGCAGGCCGGUGCAAUUGUGUCAUGUUUGAAGUCAUCUGAAGUUGCUGUUGUAGACAAGUCCAAUGGAUCAGUGGAGAAGAGUACUUCAACGGGUUCAACUUUUCCUAGUGGCUUUGAGGAACUUGUCCUGGGGGUCUGUGACGAGACACAGAUUGCUGAGUUGAAAAUGAAGAUUGGUAACUUUGAAAUGCAUCUCAAGAGGAACAUUAAAUCAGCCGCUGCCAUCAUACCUGUUGCUUCACCUACAGAAGCACCACCAAUUCCUAGCAAACCAAUGAAUGAAUCUGCCCCUGCUACCCCACCAUCGCCACCAAAGCCAUCUUCUCAAAAAACAAAUCCCUUUACAAAUGUUCCCGUUGAGAAGUCGAAGAAAUUAGCAGCACUAGAGGCUUCUGGAGCCAGUGGAUAUGUUCUAGUCUCAUGUCCAACGGUUGGAACAUUCCGCAAAUGCAGGACACUUAAAGGGAAGAAGCAACCUGUUCUCUGUAAAGAGGGUGAUAUUAUCAAGGAAGGACAAACUAUAUGCUAUUUGGACCAGUUUGGCACUGAACUUCCGGUGAAGUCGGAUGCAGCUGGAGAAGUCAUAAAGAUUCUCUUUGAUGAUGGAGAGGCGGUUGGAUAUGGAGAUCCCAUCAUUGCAGUCUUGCCCUCUUUUCACGACAUCAAGUAAACUACCAUCAUCCCUUUAAGUAGUUCUGUGGUCAGCUUUCUCCAAUGGCUUGCAGUUUGCUUUUUGUUUUAAAUCAUCUGUAUUCUUCUUAGCAUUUUCGCCUUUUACCAAUUUUGUGGCACGGGCAUUCAGUUAGCAAUGCAACUUGCCUUUCCAGUGUGUGUGGGUCGAAAAUUGAAUUCAGACCUACAACAAAAACGACCAUAAAUUUCGACAUGUAGAGAGUUUAUAACCUGUAUUUGCAUAUUUCUUUAAGCCAUUGCCAGGGAUGAUACACUAUGAUCAUUUGUUGCAGAUGAA